AUGGAUUAUGAUAAAUGGGUAUCAUUGGGAGAGAGGCUUGGGUUGAAGGACGGGGAGUUACGUGAUUAUGUUCAAAAGAAAGAAUCAGAAUAUCUUGAUAGAGAAGAGAGAAAUAUUAGACGUGAAGAAGAUAAACGGCGAUUUGAGGCAGAGCGUUUAGAAAAAGAAGCUGAACGUGAGGAAGGGCGACGGCGUUUUGAGGCCGAGCGUCUAGAAAAAGAAGCCGAACACGGUUUCAGAAAUAAAUUUAGAGAGAGUAAGCCGGAACAAGGGGAGACUGUAAACCAAUUUAUGGCUCGCUUAGAUAGGUACUUUAGUAGAUGGACAGAAAUGGCCGACGCUGCGGAUACAGUAGAUAAAUUGAAAGAUCUUAUUAUUAGAGAGCAAUUUGUCAAAGUUUGUUCAACAGAGCUAGCUCUUUUUCUAAAGGAACGAAAGCCAAAGGAUCGUAGAGAUGUCAUCUCUUUGGCUGAACAAUACUUAGAGGCUCAUGGCGGUACAAUUACAAAUAGUAAAAGCUCAAAAGUUGCCAAUUUUUCAAAUAAAUCACCAAUACGCCUUAAUCAAGGUAAUCUAUCGAAACCAAUACAGCACUUUCACAGAGAAAAUAGAAAAGUAACAUGCUUCAUAUGUAAUAGAGAGGGUCAUGUGGCCAGAGAUUGUCGAGAUCAGACUAAGAAAAGAUAUGGGGCUGCUGCAAUGUCAUAUGGGGAGCAAAAUAGAAAUUACUUUAAAACAAAUCGGGAUUCUUCACCAAGGAACUGGCGUAGUAGGCCUGGAGAAAAUAGACGUGAUGGGAGAUCAGAUGAUAAGAAAGUAUCGGGGUUAUGUAUGUCAAUUUCUCCAACAAGUUCUUAUGAUGGUUGUAUUGAAGAGGGAAAACUUAAAUUAGCCAAUGGUAAUUCUGUGCCUGUCAUUACAAGUAGCUGUACAAUUGAAUCAUUAGAAGGUGAACGUCAACUGGAUCUAAACUAG
This is a messenger RNA of Ruditapes philippinarum (Manila clam), 975 nucleotides long. RefSeq lists its product as uncharacterized. Lineage: Eukaryota; Metazoa; Mollusca; Bivalvia; Venerida; Veneridae. The transcript is spliced from 2 exons. The record is from RefSeq and is a predicted model, not a curated record. Gene Ontology annotation, molecular function: zinc ion binding; nucleic acid binding. Bases 1 to 975 code for a protein of 324 amino acids.